This is a messenger RNA of Glycine soja, 1030 nucleotides long. Its product is annotated as classical arabinogalactan protein 4-like. Bases 50 to 730 code for a protein of 226 amino acids. The record is from RefSeq and is a predicted model, not a curated record. The transcript has 2 exons. Lineage: Eukaryota; Viridiplantae; Streptophyta; Magnoliopsida; Fabales; Fabaceae.
AAACACUAACGCGUUAAAACCUAACACAGUCUUUCUUUCUCUCCAAUCCAUGGACUGUCAAAUCAACCCCAAAUCCCCACCCUCCCUACAAAUACAAUCCAGCGGCGGCGAGGAGGAGACCACUAGCAAGACUCGCAACCGACAUUCUCAACCCCAACAACUUCCGGCAACCACUCCUCCCUCUCGAUCCCAACCACUCUUCCUCUCUGGCGGUCCUUUCUCUCGCCACCACCGAAAAUGCAAAUCUCAAAAACACAAAAGCCACACGGCCAUGCUCUCAGACCUGCAUCCUUCCUCCUUCAUCAAUGGCAUCGCAACUCAACUAGUUAAAGUGUUCACGAUAUUGGGGCUUUUGGCCACCGCGUGUGUAGCGCAAGCCCCUGGACCCGCACCCACGCAACCACCACCAGCGACCCCAUCACCGCACACGUCAGCACCCUCCCCAUCACCCGCCGCAAACACCCCUACCCCUGCGGCUGCACCUGCACCUGCACCUGCACCUGCACCCGCAACACCCACACCCACACUCGCUCCUUCGACUCCUCCACCAGCUUCUUCUCCAUCCCAGGCCCCAAGCCCAACCACCCCCUCCCCUCCCGUUCCAGGCCCAUCGGGCCCAGCUCCAGACCAGCCAGCCUCCGAGCCUCCCUCCGCAGCGUUCUCCAUAAGCAAGACCUGCAUUGCUGCCACCGCUCUCGUUCGAACCUUCCUUGCCGUGGCUUUGGCUUAAUUAUAUCUCUUCCGAGAAAUUUUUUACGAUUCGUCCACGUUGAAGGAAGAAAUACAUUAUUUGAUUAUGGUCGUGGACGGACGGGAUCGAUCAUCUAUUUGAUUUCUUCUUUUGAUCUCUGUUGAGUUACUCUGUUUAUCUCGUGUUUUUCGUUUGUGUUUGUUCAUUCAUACAUCAUAAUUUUGUGAUUCUUUGUUUCCAGGUUUUAAUGUACGUUUAAUCAUAUGUAGAAUGUAAAAACGGUUAAUUCUUUUUGCUCUCAUAAUUUCCUUGUUUUCUAUCACCAAGAAUUCUAAACCA